Messenger RNA from Hemicordylus capensis (graceful crag lizard), 1945 nucleotides. RefSeq names its product cytotoxic and regulatory T cell molecule (gene CRTAM). Gene Ontology annotation, biological process: detection of tumor cell; positive regulation of natural killer cell mediated cytotoxicity directed against tumor cell target; cell recognition. NCBI's taxonomy places the organism in Eukaryota, Metazoa, Chordata, Lepidosauria, Squamata, Cordylidae. The coding region runs from base 1 to 1479 and encodes 492 amino acids. The transcript is spliced from 13 exons. Gene Ontology annotation, molecular function: signaling receptor binding. Gene Ontology annotation, cellular component: plasma membrane. The record is from RefSeq and is a predicted model, not a curated record.
AUGGCCCUUACUACAGUGCUCUGUGUACUAGCUAUGCUGCCGCUGCAAGGGGCUUUUCAAGAGCCUGGCAUUGAAAACAUCACAGUGGUGGAGGGCCAGAAUUUGGAUUUGCAUUGUGCUGAUGCAGGAAACAACCAUUCUGCUCUGGAAUGGAAAAACCCUCAUUGGUUUGUAAUUUUUUUCAAAAACAAGCGAGGACUAAGAGAUCAGCGGUAUCAACUUAUUCAUUAUUCAAAGGACAGUUUAUUUAUUCGUCUCACCAAUGUAACCACACAUGAUGAAGGGCUAUACACAUGUUCCCUCGACAGUGUGCCAGUCCAAAGAAAACAGGUGAAUGUCUUAGCUACUCCCUCCAAUCCUCAGUUGGAAGAACUGAGAGCUCGCCACACAGGAGAAAGGACCAUCCUAAAAUGCUCAGUCUGGGGUGGGAAGCCCCGUCCUCAGAUUACUUGGCUACUGGAGAAUGGGGUGGAACUCUUUGGUCGCACCAAACAUCAACUGGAAGACAGCGGAAAGAAAUACAACUCAACCAGCAUUCUCAAAGUCCACACUUGCAACCAGAAGUUUGCCGUUACUUGUGUAAUUCGUCACAAAACUCUUGGAGGAGGAAACUUAACAAUAACUCUCAACCUUGAACGUAUCAAGUCUACAACAGACUUCAUUCCAACCAUGCCCAACUUUGUUAUGUCAACCUCGGAGAACCCUCAGCAUUACACAGAAUCAAAAAAAAUAUUAAAUGUAACAGAAGGAAGCUCUUAUACACAAACACCAUCCCCAAGCAAUGGAGCAACAACUCAAAAUUCAAAUGCAAACAGGGAUUCAACAGGAUCAGACAAAAUAUUGAAUGUAACAGAAGAAAGACUGAGUACACUAACACCAUCCCCAAGCAAUGAAGCAGGAACUCAGAAUUUCAAUAUCACCAAUGAAACAGUCAAAAUAUGGAACAUAACAGAAGGAAUCCCUCAAACGCAAACACCAUCUGUAAGCAGUGGAGCAGCAACUUUGAAUUCUAAUGAAACCCACAGUUCAAACAAAACAUUAAAUGUAACAGAAGGAAAGUCUGCUAUGCAAACACCAUCUCUAAGCAAUGAAACAGCAACAUGGAAUAUCUCUAAUGGAACAAACUUUACCUACAAAGAAAUUGUGAAGAGAAAGCCAAACGUUUUGCUCCCAGUCCUCGUCGCUGUGUUACUUUCUGCUCUUUUCAUCAUAGUCCUCCUCUUCAUAGCAAAACUCUGGAAGGCACACAGAGUAUGGAAGAAUGAAAAUGAUGCUUCUGAACAGACAUUGGAGAGCAAUCGUUCCAGACCAAAUGAAGACAAUAACAGACAGAACAGAGAAUAUACAGCCUGUUGGAAAACCAGUAAGAACUAUGUAAUUCGUGGAUCAUGUACAAGGACAUCCAAACGUUCAGAAGAGAGUCAAGAUUCAUCCGUCUUUGAGAAAAAGAUGCCAUAUAUUAAAGAAACAGACCUUUAACCAUCAGCCCCUGUUGCCAACAUUGGAUUAUGUACAAUGGCUCUAUGUUUCAUUUUCUCUCUUUAUUCUGCAAGUACAUCAUCCUGCAAAAAUCUAUUCCAAAAAAUCAGUAUUUUCAACUGAAUUUCAGAGCAGCAGGACCAGCUCAUCCAUGUGGGAUUCUGUUUUGGACAGAAUCCCACAUUGCAACCAAAACAACAACAUUCUUGGGAAUCUGCUACUUUUGUACGUUAUUUAAGUUAGUCAAUGUCUUUCAUGUCAUAAGAUGUCUUUAGAAUUUAUGUGACUGUUUGGAUUGCUCAAAGCACAACCUGUCAUCCCAGCCAGUUCUCACAACCACCAUGUAAUGUUGCUCCGUUAUUUAUUUAAUUUAUACCCUGCUUUUCUGUGUUACAUAUACUCAAAGAGGCUCACAAGUUUAGUUUAAGAAAUUAAAGACAAUAAAAACAACCACUAAAAAAAAAAA